Rhinolophus ferrumequinum (greater horseshoe bat) is the source of this 828-nucleotide messenger RNA. It is a transcript of the gene ALKBH7, whose product is annotated as alkB homolog 7. The coding region runs from base 107 to 772 and encodes 221 amino acids. The transcript is spliced from 4 exons. The record is from RefSeq and is a predicted model, not a curated record. Gene Ontology annotation, cellular component: mitochondrial matrix. Lineage: Eukaryota; Metazoa; Chordata; Mammalia; Chiroptera; Rhinolophidae. Gene Ontology annotation, biological process: DNA damage response; fatty acid metabolic process.
UAAAGAAAGCCAAUCCGUGGAGGGGCACGGUGCAGCCGCAGCCAAUGGUUCUGGGGCGGGGGCGUUGCCCCGAACCCCGUCGGUUCCACUCCCGGGCUCCGGGGCUAUGGCCGGCAGCUGGCAGCUGGCGCGGCGGACGUUGUCCGGGCCGAGUUGGGUGCGAGGCUCGGGCCCCGCCGUGCUGAACCGCCUGCGAGACGCAGCUGUGGUGCGGCCCGCCUUCCUGACCGCGGCCGAGGAGGAGACGCUGAGCCGCGAGCUGGAGCCCGACCUACGUCGCCGCCGCUACGAAUACGACCACUGGGACGCGGCCAUCCAUGGCUUCCGAGAGACAGAAAAGUCGCGCUGGUCAGAGGCAAGCCGGGCCAUCCUGCAGCGUGUGAAGGCGGCUGCCUUUGGCCCUAGCCAGACCCUGCUGUCUUCAGUGCAUGUGCUAGACCUGGAACCUCGGGGCUACAUCAAGCCACACGUGGACAGCGUCAAGUUCUGCGGAGCCACCAUCGCCGGGCUGUCCCUGCUGUCUCCCAGUGUCAUGCGCCUGGUGCACACCCAGGAGCCAGGAGAGUGGCUAGAACUCUUGCUGGAGCCACGCUCUUUGUACAUCCUCAGAGAUUCAGCCCGUUAUGACUUCUCCCAUGAGAUCCUUCGAGACGAAGAGUCCUUUUUUGGGGAGCUUCGGGUGCCCCGGGGCCGACGCAUCUCGGUGAUCUGCCGCUCCCUCCCUGAGGAGAUGGGCCCAGGGGAGCCUGGGCAGCCACCCCCAGCCUGCUGACCCCCAGCUUCUCAGAGACACUGUGUUUGUGAAUAAAAUUGGAGAGUGGACAAGCC